UGGACCUACAGACAGGCAAAGAAAUAGACUUACACUGACUCACAUGGAGCCACGCACACAGAGUGACUAACACACAAACGCAUGGACUUACACACAUAUCGGGAGUACUCUGGUAUAGGCCGAGUGCGCGUUCAAGCUUAAUUCCACAGGCCCCUAUUUGGACAAGGGCAUCACCAAAGUAAAUAUGUACGUGUUGUAACAAACGUCCCACGUUGGUUUCUGGCGGUCGUCAUUUUUUUUGCAUUCAGCAGCCCGACGACAACCUCCUACCUACCCCGAUGCCGCGUAAAACCAGUUUGUACUGUUUCCUCCACGAGGAAUUUCACAAUCUCUCCCUCCCCACCCACACGAGAGUGUCUCUUUACACUUUAAACAUUCCGAACCCGCGAAUAAGCAUUGCUCAACGUGCACCCGGGCAACAACUUCCGUCUUCUUCGAGAGGAAACACAAUGUCGCGAUGAAGCGAUUUGCGUCGAGAAAACGCACCCAUCACUGAUGAAUGAACGACGCUUACGUAAUUCGUUUACAUAUUCAUAACUGUAACAUCAGCGCAAGGUACAGGAGGCGGAGACGCGACGUAUCACGGCACGCAGGGGUCCAGCUCUCGCCACUGCUAUAAGGAUCUCGGCGAAGCUCGGCUGGCAUGGCUCGCCUUCACGUGCGCCUCCUGCUCAGCGUGGGACUGACCCUGCUGGUGCUCGUGCUCAUGAAAGAGAUCAUCCGACUGGAGCUAACCCCCUCCAGGCACAUGAAAUCGCAUAAUAUGAACGUUUCAACACUCAAAUUAUUCUCCAACCAUACAUCGGAAAACCAAAACGUGGCAACGGAGAAUCGACCACCAAGGAGGCACAUGAGACCGAGAAACAGUGUGAGACGAGCCAAAAAGAUCGUCCGCGUGCAAUCUGUGACUUCGUGUACAAGACCCGAGUUCAUUCUAAAACCCAUAGCGCUCCCUAAAAGUUCUCUGGAUAACUCGCUGCUUAAGGAAGCGAUCAGUGUGAACAAAAACAGGUGGAAGGCCAAUGCGUCUAAAAAAGAAACCUACAAGACCUACAUGAAGUGCUUCACGGAUGGAUCGUCAAACAUUGUGGUGACGCAGAAUAACUCUCCGCUUGGCUCCAACAUAUCCUACGUCAUUGGAAACGCACAGCUCACAGUUGGAACUGAAUUAACCAACAUCAUUCCAAUGACAUUUCCUGGACCUGAAAUGAAGAUGAAAACAUGUGCUGUAGUGGGAAAUUCUGGGUUUCUGCUAAACAGCAAAUGUGGAAAGGAGAUUGAUAAGUCAGACUUCAUAAUGAGGUGUAACUUGCCAAACAUCAGCAAAAAAUACAGCAUGGACGUGGGUGAGAAGACGAACUUGGUUUUUGUGAAGCCAUCUCUCAUUGUCAACAAGUACUCAGGCCUGAGGGACAGCAGGAUUAACUUCGUGGAAGACAUGCAGAAUUACGGCAGUGACUUCCUCUUCACUGCCUUCAAUCACUUGACGCACACCAACCUCGCUUACAAGGCUUUCUACACCAUGGAUGACUUUGCCACAGGGCAGUCUAUCCUCUUCCUAAACCCCAAUUACUCACGUGGGCUCAGAGCGCUGUGGAACCACCAAGGCCUUGCUUCCAAGUACCUCUCCGCGGGCCUCCACAUGACGAGCGCUGCCCUGGAAGCCUGCGAGGAGGUGCACCUCUUUGGCUUCUGGCCCAUGGAAAUUGCGUCGGUGAGUCGCCGUGGUCGCCGGGGCAGAAGGUCCAGGACCUCCAUCGUGACCGUCCAGCAAAGCUACUUUGAACAAAGCAGCCAGGAAUCAAAGGUCAAGGAAGUCUUCGAUCUCAAGAUGGAAUUUGCACACCUGCUGAGGCUGCACACCAAUGGCAUCAUCCGUCUCCAGCUGGGCGCCUGUGCGGUGUAAUGCAAAGUUUCAUGUAGCAACAACCGCUGAAAUUUGUUUUGAAUACUUUUAACGUAACUCGCGUAACAAUGGGGCAUAUUGCUCAUACUUGCCACAGUGAGUUUGGAAUCAUUGUAUUUCAAUGUUUUUUAAAAUAUAUUUUUGGAAGAUAUUUUUUUCUCCCAGUGUCUCUUCAAAAGAUGAAGAAUCCAUUUGGAAUUCUAAUAACAGUGCGUCCCCUUGUCAGAGUGGCUAUGGAAGAAAUUUUUCCUAAGACUUAUGAAUAAAUAAUUAUUUUUGUAUCCCUAACACAGGAGUUGACUCUUUCCAAUAUACUCUGUUGAGAUUGCUUUUUCUAAGACAAAGUCAAUGCAUCUUUUUACAUUACAGAUAUAUUUAAUUAUAACCAAAUUAAGUACCAAGUGUAAUUUGUUGUAAUUUUGGUGGAGUCAUUGGUGACCCGGUUGACACCAUUGACUCGGUACACUUGAGAACCUAGAGACAGCUGAACCGGAUUCAAGCUGAAGAUCUCAGUGGAACCCGCUCAGUGUCUGACCUCUGAGCCACCCAGCCGCCAUGGUAUUGUGGGAUUUUAAGUGAUUUCCACACAUGAUCAGCAUGAAUGCGAUGUCUCAUGAAUAGAGGACAAUAUUUGCAGGAACAUCAGUUAUUUGCUCAUGAUGCAUUCGAUAAAGUCGUAUUUAUUAAUUAUACAUCUCUGCCCGCAAAUAAUUGAAUGAGGCUGCUUCCGUUAUGAUUAAAUUGACAGAGCUAAAUUAAUUUCAAAUUCAUGAUUUUGUGCAACCAUACCACAGUACUGUCUGUACACAGUAUUUAAACAUUGUCACCAUAUGAAAAUGCUCGAAGUAUUGGAUUUUAGGUGGAGGGAUUUGUUAGGUUUUUUUUGUUUUUGUCAAAUGCCUUAAGUUAUUUUACAUGACACUGUCUUACCAAAUGUGAUAUAUAAGUAGAUUUCUGUGAAGAAAGGGACAUAUCUUGAUCUCGCAGCAACUCGGAGACGGUAAUAAGUGGGGGAAAGCCUCACUCAUUUUUGCUCUGCCUAACCCGAGAUUGAUGCACAACAAGUUUAUUUAAAAAUGAAAUGCAUUUUUUCAUCACUGAGAGGUAAUAAACACUAAAAUUUGGCCAGCUGGCCUUAUUCGGGAAAUAAUACAUAAUCUUGAUUUGAAGCUUGAACACAUGCCAGGCUCUCAGGAGGAAUGGAUAUUCCGACCGCGCAAUCCAUAGAGCUGCAUCCCCAACCAUGGGUAGAGAACCAUCUGAGGACCGAAUCAAAACCAUCACCUUACCAUACAUAGCAGGGGUCACCAAAAGGAUUGCCAAAAUCUUAAACAAACUCAAGAUUCAAGUUCGGUUCAAUACAGUACACAAUCCGUGAUUUGAUCCCAUCGGUGAAGGAUGCGAUUCCGGACAUGCAAUGCCCUGGUGUCUAUAAGCUGAGUUGUGUCUGCGGCAGCAGUAACAUUGGUGAAACGAAGCGACGUGUCUCAGACCGGGUUCGCGAACACAAAGCAGAUUUCAAACACGGCAGUACCAACUCCUCGGCGGUGGCGGAUCAUUGUUUCAACGCUGUGGGCACACGUGACAUUGUUUUAUCCGAGACCAAGGUGCUCUGCAAACCCUCGGGCCACCUUCAGAGAUUUGUUCAUGAAGCCAUCCAGAUAUACAAACACAGACAAAACUUCAAUCGAGAAGAUGGAUUCAGAUUGAGCAAUCAUUGGAAGGAUGUGAUAAACCACGUCAAGUUUUGACUGCUAUGAUUUUCACUCACCCACCCGGUUGUCGUCGUCCGAUUACGACUUGUACUACAAGUCCAUUUACUUGCUAAUUUCUCUAGCCCGACCCGUCCAUGCACGCCACAAACCCUCUCCCCUGUGAACUCCCACAGCCAAACUUCCCCCCUCUCCCCUCCCGUGCCUAUAUAAAGCCACAACAGCAGAUAAUUGUUUUCACACCUGAAGACGGAUGCUUGUGUUGCGACCGAAACGUCGUGUUUUAUUUUAUUUUUCUAUCUACGUGACUUUACCGAAAGAACCAGAAAGUAUAAUACAAUUACCAGUCAGUCGAUGUGUUUUUCCUCUGACAGAAAAAAAAUCCACGUUAUUGUAAUCAACCCAUUAUUAUACAACUUUUCUCUUCGUUUUCGACUUUCCAUCAUACGAUGGAAAGCCCAGCCCUUGAGUGGAAGCAUCGGCCGCACUGUGGGCAAGAGUUACUUGUUUGCUGGAUUGUAUGUGUUAUACAAGUUCACCAGUGCGGAACAUGGUGUCAGGUAAGGGUCAGACUGCAGAUGGCUCGGGAGUGGUGGAUUCAGGGGUGAUACAAGUCCUCUUUAACAUUAAUUCUUACAGUUGCAGAUGCGUGUUUAAAAUGCUGUAGCCGACUGCAAGAUAACUGAACAAUUGGUGGCGCUUGUUUGGUUUGGAAUGUAUCAGCUCCAAUACUGCGUUUAAGCGAAAGUCAUUGAAAAUGUACUGCACUGCAUCGAUAUACACGUUGUGCAUCUCAUUUUAAUAAUUUAAUUUACCCAGCAUGAGAACUAGAAGCAUCUCCAGAUGCUGUACAUAGCAACAUGCAUAACCCAAACCUUUUUUUUAAACAAAACAAUUUAAAUGUAAUACAUGAGACGCAUGGAGAUUGAGUUUGCAAGACAUAACAAAAAACGACAUUAAAUGCUGUGAAAGUGGUCACAUGAUCUUCAGUGAAAGGGGCAUUGUGUCAUGUGGACUAAUGAACGUGUUAGGUAUUGGCGUCUUUUGGAAUAAAAAUGUUUUCAACGGUUCUCAUUGAGAAACGUGUCGUGUUCUAUUUUCUAUCAGAGUAAAUACUGUUAAGCUGGUGAGUGAAUCUAAGCUUAUUGUGUAAGGUAGAGUCUGGGUCAAGUCUUGUGCAACACGUUUAAUAACUUCACUGGUUCGUGGCGUCAUUGGUUAUCAUUUAAGAUUGUAAAUCAUUCGUUGAAAGUACUCGUGACUUAAAAGUCACGUUGCAUUUACGCAGUGAAAAUAUAUUUUACUCGGUUACAGUUGGAGGUUAAAUUACUCAGACAUCUGGUGCUCAGCAGCAUGUAAUGCUAGAUGAAUUCAACAUUCCACACCUCAUUGCUGUGUAAAAUGGAGUGUAUUAGAUUCAGGGGAACAGUAAUACUGACAAACGAUAGACUGAGUACCGUACCUGGAACAAUGCUAUCACUAGCCGUCUGGAGCCAAAGGCGUGGUACAUUGGCAAACACCACCCCUUGUGCAAGGUUCUGGGCCUUACUCUUCGGUUCUAUUCGGUAAAGUCACGUAGGUAAAAAAAAUCA
Molecule: messenger RNA, 5210 nt
Organism: Petromyzon marinus (sea lamprey)
Lineage: Eukaryota; Metazoa; Chordata; Hyperoartia; Petromyzontiformes; Petromyzontidae
Product: alpha-N-acetylneuraminide alpha-2,8-sialyltransferase-like
Biological process (GO): oligosaccharide metabolic process; N-glycan processing
Molecular function (GO): alpha-N-acetylneuraminate alpha-2,8-sialyltransferase activity
Source: RefSeq, a predicted model, not a curated record